Porites lobata is the source of this 579-nucleotide messenger RNA. NCBI's taxonomy places the organism in Eukaryota, Metazoa, Cnidaria, Anthozoa, Scleractinia, Poritidae. The record is from the annotation of a GenBank genome assembly.
AUGCUGAAGAACUCAAACAUGCCUCGAAACCUACUUCAGUCGAUAUGGUCGGCCAAGGGGUGAUACCCAGACAGACAAAGGCGCGACACCAGAGUACUUUCCUAACUGCAAAUUUUGUGGUCGUGGACAUAAUCGUGGAAAUUGCCCAGCACGAUUGUGGUGCUCCAAAUCACUUCGCACAAUGCUGCCCUAAAAAACAACGCAGAUCCAACCCUCAACAAGCACGCAACAGGCCGAUUCGUGAAAUCACUCGCCACCCCGACCUCAGAGAGGAUGAAUGGGAGAAUUUUGUCGGUGCGAUAACUGUGGAAAGCCUAGGGGAAGAGAAAGAUGUCAACGAAACGACUCUACACUAAACAAUGCAGAAGAGAGGUACUGGAAUGGUCUGUCAUUUUGGAAUCAAAUGGAACCAACAUUAACUUUAAACUUGACACAGGCAGUCAAGUUAAUAUUCUUCCAAAAAAGGAAUACAGUAAACUCAUCCACAAACCUAAGCUACAUCCAGCAAAAGUGAAGCUCACCGCCUACAAUGGCACCAACAUACCAGUCAUCGGCAAGUGCAUCAUCACUCUGAAGAAC